Molecule: messenger RNA, 4875 nt
Organism: Phyllostomus hastatus (greater spear-nosed bat)
Lineage: Eukaryota; Metazoa; Chordata; Mammalia; Chiroptera; Phyllostomidae
Gene: AMPD3
Product: adenosine monophosphate deaminase 3
Exons: 16
Coding region: 817-3120 (767 amino acids)
Biological process (GO): IMP salvage; AMP metabolic process
Cellular component (GO): cytosol
Molecular function (GO): AMP deaminase activity
Source: RefSeq, a predicted model, not a curated record
AAUUUGAUGGGAGAGAUGAAAAGGACAAAGUCAAAAUGUCUCCCAAAGGGUGGUUGGGGGAGAGGUGCUGGUGCUGCCUUUCACUGGCGUUCUCCUGGGAGGAAAUUAGGAGUUUGAUUUUGGUUACAUUUUCAUGCGCCUAAGAACCUCUAUGUGGAGAUGUGUCCCAGGAACCUGGACAUACCAUCUGCAGCUCUGGAGCAUUCUGGGCUGGAGAUGAGGUUCAAGAAUCAUUAGCAGGUAGAAGGUUGUUGAAACCAUGGAGGUGGGUGAGAUCCCUAGAGUGGGUCAGCAGAUGAGAGGAGGUAGGCGGCUGUGAGACCCCGGGGGAACGCCGCAAUCAAAACCUUCUAGUGGAGGUACGUGCAAAAUUUCAAGAGAGGAGAGGUGGCGCCAACUCUGAAAACUGCGUACUCUAAGCAUUCAAGGAAGGCGUGGUCAGCAGGUUCAAAUACUGAGAAGAGCGAGUAAGGGAGCUACAGAGCCCUCACUGACUUUGGCAACUAGGAGGCCAGUCGGGAGACAGGGAGAAAAACCUAUGCUUGCGGGCGCGUCCAACUACAGGAAGCGGCUCUCCUUCUCCCUCCGGCCGGGCCCGGGGCUCUGGGGCCGAGGAUCCGCAUCGCUGUAAGCUGGGAACGCCCGGCCCUCGCCCCUGCCACGGACUCUGGCUCCCGCCGAGAUCACGCCCGGCUGGCUGCAGUGCGGGGCAGCCCCUUAUUCGGAGCUUACGGAGUGCUCUGCCACCUGCUCUCCUGCCCUGUGGGCCGCACCCUCCCGGUCCACGGCAGGGCCCCGUGCCCCGAACCUGCCGAGAUGCCGCGCCAAUUCCCCAAGCUGAGCAUCUCUGAGGUGGACGAGCAAGUCCGGCUCCUGGCCGAGAAGGUGUUUGCUAAAGUGCUCCGAGAAGAGGACAGCAAAGAUGCCCUGUCCCUCUUCACCGUCCCCGAGGACUGCCCCAUCGGCCAGAAGGAGGCCAAGGAGAGAGAGCUGCAGAAGGAGCUGGCGGAGCAGGAGUCUCUGGAGAGCGUGAAAAGAAAGAAAAGUUUCAAGAUGAUUCGGUCCCAGUCCCUGUCUCUGCAAAUGCCAACGCAGCAAGAUUGGAAGGGCCCCCCGACAGCCACUCCGGUCAUGUCUCCCUCAACCCCUGUGCUCCCUGGAGCACCUUCCCAGGCCAUGCCAGCGCUCUAUGCCAUGCCCGAGUACCAGCGGGUAACCAUCAGCGGAGAUUACUGUGCCGGGAUCACUGUGGAGGACUAUGAGCAGGCUGCCAAGAGCCUGGCCAAGGCCCUGAUGAUCCGGGAGAAGUAUACCCGACUCGCCUAUCACCGCUUCCCACGGACCACCGCCAAGUACCUGGGUCAUCCACAGGCGGACACGGCACCCCUGACGGAGGUCCUCCCAGACUUCCACCCUCUCCCACUGCCCCAGGAAGACCCUUACUGUCUAGAUGAUGCUCCCCCCAACCUGGGCUACCUGGUCCGCAUGCAGGGGGGCAUCCUCUUUGUGUAUGAUAACCAGAAGAUGCUGGAGCGCCAGGAGCCCCACAGCCUGCCCUACCCCGACCUGGAGACCUACACCGUGGACAUGAGCCACAUCCUGGCCCUCAUCACUGAUGGCCCCACGAAAACAUAUUGUCACCGACGACUGAACUUUCUGGAAUCCAAGUUCAGCCUUCAUGAGAUGUUAAAUGAAAUGUCUGAGUUCAAAGAAUUGAAGAGUAACCCCCACCGAGACUUCUAUAAUGUGAGAAAGGUGGACACGCACAUCCACGCAGCUGCCUGCAUGAACCAGAAGCACUUGCUGCGCUUCAUCAAGCACACGUACCAGACGGAGCCGGACAGAAUUGUGACCGAGAAGCAGGGCCGGAAGAUCACCUUGCGGCAGGUGUUCGACAGCCUGCACAUGGACCCGUAUGACCUCACUGUGGAUUCGCUGGACGUCCAUGCGGGCCGGCAGACAUUCCAUCGCUUUGACAAGUUCAACUCGAAAUACAACCCUGUGGGAGCCAGUGAGCUGCGGGACCUGUAUUUGAAAACUGAAAACUACCUGGGAGGAGAGUACUUUGCUCGGAUGGUCAAGGAGGUGGCCCGGGAGCUGGAGGAGAGCAAGUACCAGUACUCAGAGCCCCGGCUCUCCAUCUACGGCCGCAGUCCCGACGAGUGGCCCAGCCUGGCCCGCUGGUUCAUCCAGCACAAGGUCUACUCACCCAACAUGCGCUGGAUCAUCCAGGUGCCCCGGAUCUAUGACAUAUUUAGGUCAAAGAAGCUGCUGCCAAACUUUGGGAAGAUGCUGGAAAACAUCUUCCUGCCCCUUUUUGAGGCCACAAUCAACCCCCAAGAUCACCGAGAGCUUCACCUCUUCCUCAAAUAUGUGACGGGGUUUGACAGCGUGGAUGACGAGUCCAAGCACAGCGACCACAUGUUCUCAGACAAGAGCCCCAGCCCAGACAUCUGGACCAGCGAGCAGAACCCGCCCUAUAGCUACUACCUGUACUACAUGUACGCCAACAUCAUGGUGCUCAACAACCUCCGCAGGGAACGAGGUCUGAGCACUUUCCUGUUCCGGCCUCACUGUGGGGAAGCCGGCUCCAUCACCCACCUGGUGUCUGCCUUCCUGACUGCCGACAACAUCUCCCAUGGGCUGCUCCUCAAGAAGAGUCCGGUGUUGCAGUAUCUCUACUACCUGGCUCAGAUCCCCAUUGCCAUGUCUCCGCUUAGCAACAACAGUCUGUUCCUUGAAUAUUCCAAAAACCCUCUGAGGGAAUUCCUGCACAAGGGACUGCAUGUCUCUCUCUCCACCGAUGACCCCAUGCAGUUCCACUACACGAAGGAAGCGCUUAUGGAAGAGUAUGCAAUUGCAGCCCAGGUGUGGAAGCUGAGCACGUGUGACCUGUGUGAAAUCGCCAGGAACAGCGUGCUGCAGAGCGGCCUCUCGCACCAGGAAAAGCAAAAGUUUCUGGGACAGCAUUAUUAUAAAGAAGGACCUGAAGGAAAUGAUAUUCGAAAGACGAAUGUUGCUCAGAUCCGGAUGGCGUUCCGAUACGAAACCUUAUGCAAUGAGCUCAGCUUCCUGUCCGAUGCCAUGAAGUCACAAGAGAUCACAGCCCUGGCUAAGUAGGUACAGCAGUGGACAUGCAUUUUAACUUUCUGGUUUAAUUUCAAGUCUGCCGUGAUUAACAGUGGCCCAGAUACCAUGCUUGGAGUUGUCCUCCAGGGAGAGGAUGCCUCUGAAGAGCUUUCAAACCCAGCGAUUUUGGUUGCACCAUUCACUUGAGGAUCUAACACACCCACUUCUGUUGGUAUUUCUGAGUAACAGAUGGUGACUACUCCUCGAGGGCCUGGGAAAUGGACAUUUGUAUUCAUUCCUAAUUUUCCAAAUAUUUCUCUUGAAACCGCUAGUGCUUGCACUGCUGGGGCCAGGGUCUGCCACGGUCCAAGUGCCUACUGACCCGGGUUCCCUGUGGUUUUCUGCUGUAGUCAGUCCGCUACAGCAGUCCACUGCAGGCCCCGUGGGUAGCUGCUCCUUGUUCAUUUCAGCCCCAUGCUGGCUGGCUGCCUUAAACACAAUCAAUUUCAAAGCUCCCUUUCACAAAGGAACUACUUUGAGAGGGUUAAAAUAGACAGCUUCCUUCUUUGCAUUUUUAAUGAAUUUCUUAAACUGUUUUAUUUAGCCCACCACCCUCCUUUCCAGUUAGGAAGCCAAAUGUGCACAUUCAAACAGUCACUCCUAUCCUGUCUUCAUUUCCUCAUCCUAAAAGUGAGGGCUUGGAUUAGAUGAGAGGUUUGCAAAUGGUGUUCGGUGAAUGCCCCCACCCCCCCUACCCAAUUUCAGGGUUGGGAGCGCCAGGGGAGUGAGGUUGCGGGUGCUGCCUUUGCCUCUUCAAGGUGACUCUGCUUUCAUCAAGUAUUUCAUUGGGACUUCGACAUAUUUUUAUUUGAACUGAGGACUUUGAGAAGCACCAGACUAGCUGCUCUCUGUUCCUUUUGGCCCCAAUACUCUACGACUGUAGCCCAGUUAUCAUUUUACUUGUGAAGAACUAGGGCCAGAGAAGAGAGAUUACUUAAGCUCACCCAGCUAAUAAGGAAUAGGACUAGAGCUACGUUUCCUUACUCCUACUGUAGUCCUUUCUCCGCUAUUCCAUGAAGCCUCAUGAAUGCUGUAAUUUUUAUCACUGUAGCCUGGUGCCUUUCUUUUUAAAGGCAAAAUUUCUCCCUCACAUAAUACAUGGACUUUCUCAGAAGAUGUUACGUGGUCGUAGGGGCCAGGUAGAAAGUAUUUUUUAAGACCGAUCUGAAUUUAACCUUUACCAAUGUACUCAUCAUCUGUGUUACUAGUGCCUGGCACAUAGUAGGUGCUCAAUAAAUGUCUCAAUAAAUAUAUGUUGAAUAAAGGGACUUCCCUUUUGGCAACGUUUUAAGGGUAUGUACUCCCAGUACACAACACACUGCUCAAGGGCCUUCUUGGCCAUUACUGUGGGCAGAUGUGGACUGGGGGACAUCCUUCUGAAUCGUGGGGUUGGAAGAACCCUAUUUUCAUCUGUGGAAAUGCUCAUUUAAUGUCAGAAUUUCUUGUCCUGUGAUUUUACUUUAUAAUGCUUGUCCCCCCCUCCACUGGUCAACUUAGCAUAUGAACAAUAAAUGUAGUGUGUAUUUUUUUAAAACUAAACAAGUAUGUAUGCUAUCUUACAGCUAAUCAAGAAAUUGAAUGAAAACCCAGCAUUCAUCUUAGUCAUUCAUUAUUUUUGAAAAGCCCCCAUUUGUAUACAUUUGUUCUAAUAUCACAAGCAUUGUACAGUUUUCAUUGUUGUUUUAGCUGUAUCAAGUAUUUGUUUUUAAUUAUUAAAUAAAGUCUGUUAGGAUUAUGGCUCAAUAA